Molecule: messenger RNA, 1924 nt
Organism: Acyrthosiphon pisum (pea aphid)
Lineage: Eukaryota; Metazoa; Arthropoda; Insecta; Hemiptera; Aphididae
Product: homeobox protein B-H1
Exons: 3
Coding region: 514-1611 (365 amino acids)
Biological process (GO): regulation of DNA-templated transcription
Molecular function (GO): DNA-binding transcription factor activity, RNA polymerase II-specific; DNA binding
Source: RefSeq, a predicted model, not a curated record
AUCGUUUAGUUAACCAUCGACUGCACACCGGCGCGUACCGUUCGCCUCUCGCGCGUUUGCGUUCGCUGUUUAACGUUGUGUUACACUCUCAAACACAAUCACACACACACCGGAGUGUUUAUGUAUUAUUAUUUUUAUAAAUAUUAUUAUAAUAUCGUAUAGACUCAAUUCCGCAGUUGUGACAUAUUUUACUUUGAUUUUUUUUUUCGUCGUCUCAAAUUUUUGGAACCGCGACCGUUUUUGCGUUUUAAUUUUCGCUCGCGUAGUACAACUCGACUCGUAUAUUAUACGGCACGUCGAAGACGACUACAUAAUCGUGUAUAUAAAAUCCACGAUAGUCACGCGCCACAUAUACCACUAUCACGACGGCGACGCUUAUCGGCGGUACAGUGCAGUCUUCCGGUCGCAGCAAUACGUCUUUGCUGCGGCAGUGGCCGGCCGGGCUAGCAACUGCAGUGGCCACCGGGCGGUGACGGCAUCGGUAAUAGCAGGACGACAACUACGGCCACCGCGAUGACUGUGCAUGAACUCACGGCCGCUUCAGCGGCCGGUACCAUGCCCAUGCACCAUCUCGGAAGAUCCAGAUUCAUGAUCACGGACAUACUGUCCGACAGCGGACGGAACAACGGCGGUGGAUCGCCCGUGUCGCCCGCCUCGUCCACGGACGGGCCGCGAGAUCUGUCUCUGCACGGCCGCGCGUCCUCCGGCAGCAACGGCGGAGGCGGUGGCCAGGGAGCGGGGCCCGCCGGCGUUGGCGGAGGGCCCGCUGACUCGGACCUGAGCGACGACCACGAGAGUGGCACUGAUAGCGGACUGCCGGGCGACAACUCGUCCGUUUGCUCGAAUGGUCAUAGAGACGAUGACGGCCGGAAUUCCGGUUCAAAUCUCAGCAAGAAACAGAGAAAAGCGAGGACGGCGUUCACGGACCACCAGUUGCAGACGCUCGAAAAGAGUUUUGAGAGACAAAAAUACCUGAGCGUUCAGGACCGCAUGGAAUUGGCGGCCAAGCUCAAUCUGUCCGACACCCAAGUCAAGACAUGGUACCAGAAUAGAAGGACCAAAUGGAAACGUCAGACGGCAGUGGGCCUGGAACUGUUGGCCGAGGCAGGCAACUACGCGGCGUUCCAGCGACUGUACGGCGGGCCGCCAUACGGAUGCUGGCCUUACCCGGCUGGCGCUGCGGGGGGUGCGGGUGGCGUCUCCGGCGGGGGCGGCGUAUCGGGCGCAGGCGGCGCACCGUCCGCCGCUGACCUGUACUACCGGCAGGCGGCCGUGGCCGCGGCCGCAGUGUCCACGCUUCAGAAGCCACUGGCCUACAGGCUGUAUCCUGGCAUGGCGGGCGGCCCUGGAGCCGCGAGCUCCGGCGCCGGCGCGUCCGGCCACCAUCACCAUCACCACCAAAUACCGCCGCCGCCGGUGCCGCUCGCCCACCCGAUGUACUACGGUGGCGUCCACCAUCCGGCCACCAUGCAGCCAAUGCUUGGCCGCAGCCCGACACCCGAACCACCCGGCCGGUCGUCCCGAGGCUCACCCAGAUCGACGGUGGACAGCCGACCAGGUUCGGUGGACGUCGAAGACGACGGAUCCGACUCGCCCAACGUGGACGUUUAAGCGACGACCGCGGCGCGCUGGCCCACCGCGUGCCAUAAUAUGAUAUACCGUCAUCGCACGCGCACGUGAUUCUAUAAUAAUAUUAUAGUCCGUCACUCGUUGUCGUGUUUAAGUGCAGCUGCAGUGUGCGCGCGCGUCUACAAUAAUAUUCUUGUAUAUACAUGAGGCACUGUAAAAUGUACCCUCAAACACAUAUACCCACCUAGUCGUCGUUUACUCUCUUUAUUAUUAUUAUUAUUAUUAUUUGUAUAUGUAUAGUAUAUAUAUUUUGCGUUCCGUACCGACCCUGACGCGAAAAAAUGUUUUUUUUUUU